Molecule: messenger RNA, 792 nt
Organism: Ipomoea triloba (trilobed morning glory)
Lineage: Eukaryota; Viridiplantae; Streptophyta; Magnoliopsida; Solanales; Convolvulaceae
Exons: 2
Coding region: 1-792 (263 amino acids)
Molecular function (GO): nucleic acid binding; RNA-DNA hybrid ribonuclease activity
Source: RefSeq, a predicted model, not a curated record
AUGGUGGCUCAAGAUGGUCGUCCUUGCUGGCAAUUGGUUUCAGUUUACCUUCCUACAAGAGAUGCUCUUAAUUUGCGCCAUGUUCACUGGCCAUUGACUUGCCAUAUGUGUAGGACCGAAGAUGAAAGUGCAUUCCAUCUUUUCGUUCAAUGCCGAGAAGCUGUUAAUAUUUGGAACAAGUUGUGUGUGUUUGUAUCUGUCGAUGCCCAUAAUGUGAGUGAAUGGGUUUUUGAGUGUAUUAAUAUAUUACGAGGUGAUUUGCUUGCUAAGUUUGUUGUUGCUUGUUGGGUUAUAUGGAAUAGCAGAAAUGAUCAUGUUUGGAAAGUGCUUCCAAUUGAUGUCAACCAUAUGUUGCGUAGUGCAUUCAGUUUUUUGGAGAAUUGGAAAACUGCAAAUGACCUCCCGGUUAUAGGUUGGGUCCUACGUUAUGAUGAUGGUAGAUUUUUUGCAGCAAAAAAUAUCUGUAUGCCGGGAAGCUUUACUGUUAAAGAAACUGAAGCUUUACUGUUAAACACUGGUAUGGGUUCUGUUGAUGUUGAGAUGGACUCACAAAUUGUUUUUAAUGUUAUUCAUAGUUUUUCCUUUAAUUCUGCCUUUGGACUGUUAGUUGAUGAUGUAAAAGAAUUAACACAUAUGAUUGGUGAUGUUAAUAUUCAUUUUGUUAAACGAUCUGCGAAUUGUACCGCACGUACUGUUGCACUGGAGGCAUUUUCUGUGACAAGUUGUGGGGAAUGGUUAGAUACUCCUCUCUCUUUUCUUGUAAACUGUCUUGAGAAUGGUUUAAUGAAUUAA